GGUAUCGUCCAAUCAGCAUCGACUCGAGAAGUGCCGGGGCAAAUAAUAUACUUUCAUGCAUGUUAUACUACUGCUGAGCAAAAUUGAAUAAGAGGUAAUAACUGUAAACACGUUCACCAGAGGAAUACAGACAGAACCAUACAACUGUGCUACAACAGAGGUAUGGAUGCAGAGGGUUUCGGGGAGCUGCUGCAGCAGGCAGAGCAGCUAGCUGCCGAGACAGAAGCAGUGUCAGAGCUGCCACAUGUUGAGAGGAACCUCCAGGAGAUCCAGCAGGCUGGAGAGAGGCUUCGAUCCCGCACCCUGAACCGCACCUCGCAAGAUGCUGCCGACGUAAAAGCGUCAAUCCUCCUUGGUUCCAGAGGUUUAGACAUCUUCCAUAUUUCUCAGAGGUUGGAAAGUCUAAGUGCUGCCACCACUUUUGAGCCCCUGGAGCCGGUCAAAGACACCGACAUACAGGGCUUCUUGAAGAACGAGAGGGACAACGCCCUCCUGUCAGCCAUCGAGGAGUCUCGCCGCAGGACGUUCCUGUUGGCUGAAGAGUACCACCGUGAGUCCAUGCUGGUCCAGUGGGAGCAGGUGAAGCAGAGAGUGUUGCACACACUACUUGGAGCAGGAGAGGAUGCACUGGACUUCAGUCAAGAUGUGGAGCCCAGCUUUGUGAGUGAAGUGACAGCUCCAGGAAGGAGUGCGUUGGACAGCGUGGAGGUGGCCUAUGGACGACAGAUUUACAUUUUCAAUGAGAAGAUAGUGAACGGUCACAUUCAGCCUAAUCUGGGAGACUUAUGUGCUUCUGUAGCAGAAAGCCUGGAUGACAAGAAUGUAUCAGACAUGUGGCUGAUGGUGAAGCAGAUGACAGAUGUGUUGCUGGUUCCAGCCAAAGACACUCUCAAAAGUCGCACCUCUGUUGAAAUGCAAAUGGCCUUCGUACGCCAGGCGCUCAGCUUCCUUGAGAACAGUUAUAAAAACUACACCAUGGUGACUGUGUUUGGGAACCUCCAUCAGGCCCAACUAGGAGGAGUGCCAGGAACGUACCAGCUAGUCCGUAGCUUCCUCAACAUUAAACUACCAGGGCCCCUGCCUGGCAUGCAGGACGGUGAGAUAGAGGGCCACCCGGUGUGGGCUGUGAUCUACUACUGUCUGCGUUGCGGAGAUCUGAAUGCAGCCAUGCAGGUUGUGAACAGAGUGCAGCAUCAGCUAGGAGACUUCAAGACCUGGUUUCAGGAGUACAUGAACAGCCCUGACAGACGCCUUUCCCCAACUUCAGAGAACAAGCUUCGCCUCCACUACCGCAGAGUGCUGAGGAACAGUGCUGACCCCUACAAGAGAGCCGUCUACUGCCUGAUUGGGAAAUGUGACAUCAGUGAUAACCAUGGAGAGGUGGCAGACAAGACUGAAGACUACCUCUGGCUAAAGUUGAACCAGGUGUGUUUUGAUGAUGACGGCAGCAGCUCUCCUCAGGACAGACUGACCCUGCCACAGCUACAGAAACAGCUGCUGGAGGAUUAUGGAGAGUCCCAUUUCUCCGCGAGCCAGCAGCCCUUCCUGUAUUUCCAGGUGUUGUUCCUGACAGCUCAGUUUGAGGCGGCGGUGGCUUUCUUGUUUCGUGUCGAGAGACUUCGGAGCCAUGCUGUGCACGUGGCGUUGGUCCUGUAUGAGCUUCGGCUGUUGCUGAAGUCAUCUGGCCAAAGCGCUCAGCUGUUGAGUCAGGAGCCGGGCGACCCUCCCAUGGUACGCCGCCUCAACUUUAUCCGUCUGCUCAUGCUGUACACUCGCAAGUUUGAGUCCACUGAUCCACGGGAAGCCCUGCAGUACUUCUACUUCUUACGCAAUGAAAAGGACAGCCAGGGAGAAAACAUGUUCAUGCGUUGUGUCAGUGAACUCGUUAUUGAGAGCCGAGAGUUUGACAUGCUGUUGGGGAGAUUAGAAAAGGACGGCAGUAGGAAGCCUGGAGUCAUAGAUAAGUUUGCCGGGGACACCAGAGCUAUCAUCAGUAAAGUGGCUCUAGAGGCCGAGAACAAGGGCUUGUUUGAGGAGGCGGUCAAACUCUUCGAGCUGGCCAAGAACCCAGAUAAGGUGUUGGAGUUGAUGAACAGGCUGUUGAGUCCAGUCAUUGCCCAGGUCAGCGCUCCUCAGUCCAACAAGGAGAGGCUAAAAAACACUGCAGUGGCUAUUGCUGAGAGGUAUCGUUCUCAGGGCGUAGCAGGAGAGAAGUCCGUCGAUAGUACUUUUUACCUCCUGUUAGACCUGACGACGUUCUUUGAUGAGUACCACGCAGGUCACGUUGACAGAGCCUACGACGUGAUGGAGCGUUUAAAGCUUCUUCCUCUCAGUCAGGACAGUGUGGAGGAGAGAGUGGCUGCUUUCAGGAACUUCAGUGACGAGGUGCGCCACAACCUGUCUGAAGUGCUCUUGGCCACCAUGAACAUCCUGUUCACUCAGCACAAACGCCUGAAGGGGGCGCCAGCAGGCACACCAGGACGACCACAGAGGACCAUAGAGGACAGAGACAUGCUCCGCAGCCAGGCCAGAGCCCUGAUCACCUUUGCUGGUAUGAUUCCCUACAACAUGGCCGGGGACACCAACGCAAGACUGGUGCAGAUGGAAUUACUGAUGAACUGAGACAACGUCAACACACACACACACACACACAUAUACACGCAGACAUACAGCUACCUUCCUGACAGCCAGAAACCUUUUGGAGACACAGUCCACCCGCUCGCCUGUCUGCCAUUUUGUUUUGUAUAGAAUACUACAUUCAUCCUUAUAUAACCCAUCUGAGUUCCUCUUAAUUGUCAGUCUGUUCUUUUUGUUCUGUUGUUUUUCCAUUUUGUUGUUUCAUGUUUGUAUCUUUGAUGAUUUGGAAUAAAAAAAAGCUUUACUUUUCAGUUGUCUUUUUAUUUUAAACCACUUAUGUCCAUUACAUUUACUUUUUGUUUUCUCAUUUAGCUCCAUUUUUGUAAAUGUAUUGUUUUCACAGUAAUUGUUGCAUGUGCAGAGCAGUCAGUCAAGUCUUUCAUUUUCAUAGUAAGAUGGAGUGCCAAAGGAAAGCAAAACAGUUCUUCAUCUACUAUGAAACUUAAUUCAAAGUCUUGUACAUUUCCAAUAGUUAUUAUAUCAGUUUUCAAUCAAACACUUAUUCACAUUUUCCUGCAGUUUUUCAAGCUUGUUUUCUCAGUCCAGGUUGCAGUGGUGGAUUUAUUCAUUAGUCAUUAACUCAUGAAUAAAUGAUAAUCAAAAUGAUGAUCAAACAAACCACAGCUGACACAAUAAUUAGAGUACAGCUGUUUUGAAAGAAAGGUCAUUGUGAUUUUGUGUUUGAUUAUUCGUAAACAUGUUCACAGGGACAGUCAGCAGCUGAAUCGUUUAAUCAGAGGAAUAAGACUGUUCAUAUCAUUUAAAGAGAAGCUGCAGGUAGUUUUUGUCAGACACUAUGAAGAGGUGUCCUGCUGAGACAUUGGGCUCAAUAUAAUGUACACAGCAAACGCUUGAGCUCAUCUAUCCACAGAGUGAAGUGUUGAUGAAAUGUAAACAUGAGGAUUGUCAGUUUCACUUCAAUUAUUUAAAUUCCCUCUGGUUUAACAUGAGCAAGUUACUGUGUACAAUUCUCGAUCCUGAGUGUUGCAGGAAGUAGCCAUGUUGUUUCCACAGGCUGUAGUGCAGUAUCUGUGACAUGUCCUGUCCCCUGGCAGAUGGUUGGUUGGCUUGAACUUGACUACAGGACUGGAGGGAUAUUUCGGUCUGUCUCUGUAUCAGAGGGGUGAUUUCUGGGUUAACGACAUUCUCUAACACAAACUGCAAAACAUUCCUCUUAAUCAUAUUAGGUAUUUUUCUGUAUGAAAAAAGGGAUGAGUGUUUAACAUAUUCUCUAUGAAAAUAAUUCUGUUGAGUGAAUUUAUUGCUGUUUUGUCCCACAGUUAUGAUAGUGUUCUUCACCUUUGAAAAUCGUGCGAAAUGGUUGUGAAGAAUGCUCACAAGUUUUAAGUUUACUGGUCUACAAGUUACAUUUUUUGGUCUACAAGUGUAAUUUAAACUUUAAACAGCUCCCUACACUUUGAACAUUUUCAGCUUGAACCGCCGGGAAAUGCCCUAGCAACCAUUGCGAAUCUACCUGAACACCCAAGAAAGUAUCUAACAACAGCGUGUCAAUACCCUGUCAAACUUUUAGCAUCAAAAAACUGACUUCAGCUGAGGAUUGCUAGCCACCAAGCACAUGCAAAUCUUCAGAAAUAGUCACCCAUCAUCCCCUCUGUUAAAUUUGUCCCCCACACUCUCUGGCCUUCAGUCUGGCCUGAGAGAACACAGAUGGAGGCUCAUUCUGUCUUGGCUGCUCCACAUAGCUGUACAGAGAUGUUGAGUUCAUCCACGGCCACAGACAGAGCUGAGCCAAGUACUCUGGGAUCCAUGCUGUUGUACUGGGAGCAGAGACACACCACUGCCCCCCAACAUCUAAUAAUAUGCCUGGCAAUCUGAAAAUCGCCUGGUAUGUAAAUGACAUCUGAUUAGCUAUCCUCAACUAGAAUCAGAUGCUGAUUAGUCACAAUUGGGUGAUCAAGUCCGCUGCAGAGACCUCUGACCAGCAGACUUUAGUAAAUGGUGUUAUCUCUCUAUUCAUCUCACAUACACCUCAUCUGUGUGUGUGUGUGUGUGUGUGUGUGUGUGUGUGUGUGUGUGUGUGUGUGUGUGUUAAUACGUCCAGCAGCAGAAGACUUGCCUCUCAGGUGUGUGUGCUGCAGCUGGUGUUGUGAAUCAGGCCGAUGACAGACACCUCCUAUAACCCGGCUAUUUCACAACACCAGGGUGGCACUGCACCACUGCCGACGAGACGAAGAACCACCACAUGAUGCUGCUAAGGGAGAUGACGCAAGGGCUGCAAGAAAGAAAAGGUGUAUUGUAUUUCCAUUAAUGUGAUAACUCAGGGUCAUCCUACCAAUGUCCAGCUGUACAACAUGCACUUACUGUAAAACAAAGGGUGCAUUUAAUAAUCUGGAAAAUGAUUUCAGUGGACUGUAAACUGAUAGACAUUUUGUUCUCACAAUGUGUUUUGCUGUGUAACAUCAAUGUAGGUUCUGUCAGUUACACCUGCUCUGACUAUAUGGCUGUUCCACCCAUUCAUAACAUCAGUUUCACUUUUUUUUCCCCCACUUCAUGAUUUGCACACAUUUAACAGAACCACAUAUGUAGACUGAAUUAAAUAAUGUGAAGACAACUUCUUCACAGAACCAAGCUACAUUCACAGGUGUAAAUGCACAUUUUAUAAACUCGUCUCUACAAACUUGUAAAAUCUUUCUUAAUUCCUUUUGGUCUGUUAAUAAAUAAUAUUGCCAAUA
Messenger RNA from Siniperca chuatsi (mandarin fish), 5330 nucleotides. It is a transcript of the gene nup93, whose product is annotated as nucleoporin 93. Gene Ontology annotation, molecular function: structural constituent of nuclear pore. Gene Ontology annotation, cellular component: nuclear pore. NCBI's taxonomy places the organism in Eukaryota, Metazoa, Chordata, Actinopteri, Centrarchiformes, Sinipercidae. The record is from RefSeq and is a predicted model, not a curated record. The transcript has 22 exons. Bases 163 to 2622 code for a protein of 819 amino acids. Gene Ontology annotation, biological process: protein import into nucleus; poly(A)+ mRNA export from nucleus.